Camellia sinensis is the source of this 5448-nucleotide messenger RNA. Lineage: Eukaryota; Viridiplantae; Streptophyta; Magnoliopsida; Ericales; Theaceae. The record is from RefSeq and is a predicted model, not a curated record.
ACACCACCUCCUAGCGAUGGCCGUGGCCGGGGCGACUUCGUUUUUUAGCAUGUCCUUAUCACCGACAACAUUUUAACUAAUUUUCUCUGAAGGAUAUAAAAUGUGCAAAGUAUUUAGGAUUUGAAACUGACAGAUAGAAGUCAUAGGCGGAAAUUGAGGGAGAUGUUUGAAACUCGUCCCCAUGUCUCCAAAUGCCUUAGAGAUCAAAAAACGCCUCCUUCAAGGAGGUUUCAGUUCCUUGAAGCAGCUCAAGCAUGUCCAUUCUCUGCUUAUCCGCCUCGACCUCGAUCAAGACAACUAUCUCCUCAACAUGAUCUUCAAACUCUGCUUCACUUCUGGUUCUCACACUACUACUCACUACACUAAACUUGUUUUUCACCAAACACAACAACCCAAUAUCUAUCUCUACAAUACGAUCAUAAGGGGCUUCGUUUCCAAUGAUUAUUUCGACGAAGCUGUUCAAUUCUAUGGUUUAAUGCGGAGAGACGGCUUUCUACCCAACAAUUUCACUUUCCCUUUUGUUCUAAAAGCGUGCACCAGGCUUUCAGAUUUCCAAUUGGGUCUGAAAAUGCAUACCCUUGUGGUGAAAGCUGGUUUCGAUUACGAUGUGUUUGUUAAGACUGGUUUGGUUUGUUUGUAUGCGAAAUGUGGGUACUUGGGAGAUGCCCAUCAAGUGUUUGAUGAUAUACCUGACAAGAAUGUUGUUUCUUGGACUGCAAUUAUUAGUGGGUAUAUUGGGUUUGGUCAAUUUAGGGAAGCAAUUGAUAUGUUUCAUAGGCUGUUGGAGAUGGGUUUGAGGCCUGAUAGUUAUACAGUUGUUCGUGUUUUGUCUGCGUGUACUCAAUUAGGGGAUUUGAGUAGUGGAGAGUGGAUACAUAGAUAUGUAGUAGAAAAUGGAAUGGAAAAGAAUAUCUUUAUAGGCACUGCUUUAGUGGAUAUGUAUGCCAAGUAUGCAAACAUGGAUAGAGCUCGUAGUGUCUUUCAUGGGAUGCCCGAGAAGGAUAUAGUUUCUUGGAGUGCCAUGAUUCAGGGUUAUGCAUCAAAUGGACUACCAAAAGAAGCCCUAGACCUCUUUUACCACAUGCAAAGAGAAAAUUUAAAACCUGAUUGUUAUACCAUGGUUGGAGUUCUUUCUGCUUGCAGCAAAUUAGGAGCGCUAGAAUUAGGGGACCGGGCAAGUAGCUUAAUUGAGAAAAAUGAGUUUUUGAUCAACCCAGUUUUGGGCACAGCACUCAUUGACAUGUAUGCAAAAUGUGGGAAGAUGACUUCAGCUUGGAAAAUCUUUAAAGGGAUGAAGGAGAGAGACCUGGUGGUGUGGAAUGCUGUAAUAUCUGGACUUGCCAUGAAUGGCUAUGUCAAAGCUGCAUUUGGUCUAUUUGGCCAAGUAGAGAAAUAUGGGAUAAGACCUAAUGAGAAUACCUUCAUGGGUCUUCUUUGUGGGUGUACUCAUGCCGGUCUUGUCAAUGAUGGUCGUAAGUAUUUUAAUAGCAUGAAUCAUGUCUAUUCUUUGACUCCUACUAUUGAGCACUAUGGAUGUAUGGUUGAUCUUCUUGGCCGUGCAGGGCUAUUAGAUGAAGCCCAUCAACUAAUCAAAAGUAUGCCAAUGCAGGCUAAUGCCAUUGUUUGGGGAGCUUUGUUAGGUGGAUGUAGGGUACAUCGAGAUACACAACUGGCUGAACUUGUAUUGGAACGGUUGAUUGAGUUGGAACCUUGGAACUCUAGUAAUUAUGUACUAUUGUCAAAUAUUUACUCGGCAUACCAAAGAUGGGAUGAUGCAGAAAAAAUCAGGUCAUCUAUGAUUGAGAGAGGGAUGAAGAAAACGCCUGGUUAUAGUUGGAUUGAAGUAGAUGGAGUUGUUCACGAGUUCCUUGUGGGAGACACGACUCAUCCCUUAUCAUAUAAGAUAUAUGCAAAACUUGGUGAAUUGAGUAAAGAAUUGAAAGCAGCUGGUUAUGUUCCGACAACAGAAUUUGUGCUUUUUGAUAUUGAAGAUGAGGAGAAGGAGCAUUUCCUUGGUUGUCAUAGUGAGAAGCUAGCUAUUGCAUUUGCUCUUAUCAGUACUGCUCCAGAUUAUGUAAUUCGAGUUGUGAAAAAUCUUCGGGUUUGUGGCGAUUGCCAUAUGGCCAUAAAACUCAUCUCAAAGAUUACUGGUAGAGAGAUAAUUGUUAGGGACAAUAACCGUUUCCACUGCUUUAUUGAGGGGUCAUGUUCAUGUAAAGAUUAUUGGUGAAAUAAGAGACAAAUUAACCCUGGUAUGGAUGAUAACAUGACAUGACCCUUUUACUACGUAUUUUGAUGGAAAUUUAUGCUACAUUUUUAAUGAGAAGGAAAAACAUGUGACCAAUUUUUCCGAAUAAUCUCUUGCACUCUCAUCUACCUGAUAAGAAGAAAACUGGUGUUAGUGUUUUUUAUUGAUGAGAAUGCUGUCAACUGGGUAACAGACAUGGAAUAAGUAGAGUUUGAUUGAUCCUGAGCUGUACAGAGCAGCCAAUGGGAAUGAUCCUGAAUCUCUGUUCCAAGUUGUGGCCAUGUCAGGUCUUGUUGAAUUCUUGUGUCAACUCGGCAACGUAGCUAAGUUACUCUCUCUCUCUCUCUCUCUUGGUCUCUUGUACUUCUUUCUUGUAGCCUACUUUUAAAUUAUUUUUAGUUCUGAAAUUCGAACGAAAUGCUGUGUAAUUAGGGCAUAAAUUUGGAUUUUUUUAGUGUUUAUCAUACAACUCUCGUGAAUAGAAUGUUAGUAAAAUCAAAAUGUUGUUUAGGUUAUGGCUCCGAGAUCUGUGAAUUGGAAGAUUUUGAGUUUGUGGUUAAAUUUUUGAUAUGGGAGAAUGGAGUUUGGCUUUGCUGUUAAUUUUGGUGUUUUGCACUCUAAUUUUCCUCCUUUGGGGCUUAAAAUAUGGAAUGAAUUGUUGUUUUGGUUUUAUUGUUAAUUUUAAUAAGAGCCUAAUACUGUGACUGCAUGAAACAAGUAGGGAAAAUAACAAAAUGGUGUGUAACUGGGGCAAAAUUUUUACAAAUCAGUUGGGAGUUUUAAAAAAUUACAACACAAGUGGAAAAAUGACAAAAAUAUAUAUUAUAAAGCAUGGAAUUUUUAUAACGUAGGAUGAAAACACCCUUCUCUUUUAGCCUCUUCUGCAAACCUCCUCUAGCCCCUUCCUCUGCUCUCCCUUGCCACCCCAUCACUUCUCUAACCUCCGUCACCCAUCCCCUCCACCCUCCACCUCUCCCCUACCCACCCCCGACACUCUUCCGUCCCGUCCCUCCCCAUCCCCACCCAACCCAACAACCUAGUCAACUCAAAUUCUAGCCACCAGAACCAUCCAAACCCUUCUAGUACCUCUCAUCGCCACCCUGCACCUCCUUUCCCCCGCUAUUGCAAAUUUUUGCAAGAUGCAAGUGGAUUAUGUGCAGUGUUAUCUCCUAGUUUCCAAUCUCUACUUUGAUUUUGUGAAUGCUUGCACAUAUUAUUUUAUAAAACAAGGGGGGUGCAUAUGGUAUGCCCUCUAUAAUAAAAGUACAAAAUUUAUGGCAUAACUUUUCUCAUUACCAAAAGUAUAACUGAUGUAGGACAGUGCUGGAUUUUAAAAACAGAUGUUAUUUGAUGGCCUAAAUAGUAAGUAAUUUAUGAUUUUAACGGUUAAAUUCAAGGCUAAUAGGUAGGGGAAGGGAUUAUGGUUGAUUUGGGGUGAUUGGAUAGGAUUUUGAGGUUGAAAAGUGCACUUUUUGAAGUUUUUGAUAACUCAGAGUGUCCGGGCUAGCUUACGCGCACCUCGACUAAUCCCUGGGGAACCAAUCCCACCGUCCACUAGCGGGGGGCCCAUUUAAAGCCAGAGCAAAGCUCCGUAUGGACUGGCCCAACACAAGAGUUGAUAGCACCUAAGAGGUUUUGAACCUGAGACCUAGAGAGGAGCAAACUCCUAAGUCCCAAGCCUCCACCACUAGGCCAACCCUUGGGGGUUUUUUUGAAGUUUGUAAAUAGUAACCCGAGAAUAGCAACUAGUGUGCAUAGAAGAAAAAAGAGAAGAAGAAGAAGAUAGGUCUAGGAACCACUCCUAGAAUCCCUUAGGCAUCACACACAGGGUUUGAUUACGCCACACAAUCCAUAAGAAAGCUUCAAAGCUUUUCAAAUUCUCUAAAAUAUCAACUCUAUUAAAUUAUAAGUAUUACAUGGCUUUAUAUAAAACUAGUAAACUUCCUAAACCAACUAAAGCCAAAAAAGGAAACUGCUUAAAAUAAUUUGACUUUCAAAACCAAUUUAAGACAAAAAAGAGAAACAUAAAUAAAAAUCAAUUGAAUGACCCUUAUAGCCUAUGUCAGCAAAUAUGAAAAAUACUUCAAUACCCCUAACCUAUAAUUCCUAGAAAACAUAAAAAUAAUCAUAAAAUAAGACUCUAAUAAUACUAGAAACAUAAUUAUAUUAUGUAUGAUUCCUAUAAGUUUCUCUUUGAAAUCACGUCAAUGUCCAAAUAUCGUCAUUUUUUUUUAAUUUAGGCUUCCUUGAGCUGCUUAUAUUUUGCAUCAAUAACUUUAGCUUACCACAAAAGUAUAACUUUCACUUUAAGAUGCACAUUAUAAAUUCACCAGUCAUAACUUUUGCCACAAAUUGGCACAUACCACAAACAUUCAUAACUUUCACCACAAAAGUCGUUAACUUCUUUAUAAUGUGCCCCUUUUUAGGGUGCUCAUCAUAGAUUUUCCCAUAAAACAAAGGUACAAAUGAAUACAACUGAUUUUUUAUUGGUACUGAGGGAACUGCAUUCAGCAGCCUUGCAAAUUCGAAGUCAUAAUUGAGUUAUCACAUUCAUAAAUUGUUGAUGUUUAGUACUCAUGCUAAUUUGUUUUCCCUGUUUUAGAAAAUUACUCUUUUUGUCUGUAUUGUACUUGUAGUACCCUGAUGAGGUUUUAGAGUCAUGGGAAUAAGAAAAAUAUUAAAACUGACAGAAAAUUAGUUUCACGAACAGCAGCUUAUUUUACUUGAAAUGUAAUAUGUAUGUUUCAGAUUUUAUAUGCUAUAGAUCUCCCUUGUUCAGUGGAUUAUCUUGGAGCCAAGGGGUAAGAUUUGUUCUAUUUUGUUACUAAUGGACUAAUAUGUUUUUCUAUUAUUCAUUGUGUUUUAUAUUUGAAUUGAAGAAGCAGUGCUCUUGGUCUGUUCGACUACUCAAUAAAUCCUACAAUCAUGUGGCUUUCAAGGUGCACACAUUUUGUUCACAAAAAGUAUUUACUGCUGAAACAUUGGAUUUGCAAAUUUGAAAGUCGGAUAGCAAUAUAACACACUGAUGUAAUUGCUACUGCUUGGGCAUGGGACAUGAGAGCAUCAAAAGCUAAGGGGCUAUGAGAAGCUGAGACUACAAAAUGUGAAGCGUUUGCUUGGUGGCCCUGCCUAGCUCAGUUGAAGGAAGUUUUGAGUUCGUGAUUGGAUUAUGAAUUUAGAUAGUGAUUUGGAAGGAACAG